AUGACAUUUGCUUCGCCUGGCCUUCGCGCUGCCCGUUCCGCCAUCAUGUCAACAGGCUGUGCUCACCUUCGACCACGACGAUUUGCACCGCUGGAUGCUGGGAAAUCCUCUGAUGCCCCAGUACUCAAGGGUAUUGUGUUUGACGUGGAUGGAACAUUGUGUCUGCCGCAACAUCACAUGUUUACAGAAAUGAGAGAUGCCCUUGGCAUUGAGAAAUCAGUCGAUAUUCUCAAUCACAUCCGAGACCUGCCGACCGCUGAAGAGCGCGAUGCGGCCAUCGCUCAAGUUCAGGAUGUAGAGCGACGCGCCAUGCUGCGCCAAGAACCACAGCCGGGUCUCAUGAAACUCAUGGAUUAUCUGCAAUCUCGAGGUCUUCGUCGGGCCCUCUGUACCCGGAAUUUUGAGGCUCCCGUUCAAUAUCUGCUCCAAAAUCACCUCCCUUCACAUGACUUCUUACCGAUCAUUACUCGUGAUACCCCCAAUGUGCUCCCUAAGCCUGAUCCAGCCGGGAUUCUGCACAUUGCGCAAGAAUGGGGACUGACCAACCGGGCAGAGAGCAUGAUUAUGGUCGGGGACAGCCUUGAUGAUAUGACAUCUGGUCAUGAAGCCGGCGCUGCAACGGUGCUGGUGGUUAAUGAGAGGAAUGGCCAUCUCAAAGCGCAUGCUCACACAGACCUGUGCAUAAGGCGUCUGGAUGAGUUGAUCGAUAUCCUCGAAAGCGGGUUUCUGGGCCGUGAAGAGAGUGACAUGCAUGGGGAGAAACGGUAG
Messenger RNA from Penicillium diatomitis, 768 nucleotides. Its product is annotated as putative haloacid dehalogenase-like hydrolase. The transcript is spliced from 5 exons. The record is from RefSeq and is a predicted model, not a curated record. The coding region runs from base 1 to 768 and encodes 255 amino acids. NCBI's taxonomy places the organism in Eukaryota, Fungi, Ascomycota, Eurotiomycetes, Eurotiales, Aspergillaceae.